AAAAAGGAACUGAAUUACAGUACAGAGUCAUCAGAGAACUGAGAAGAAAUGGAUCAAGUAAAACAUUUUCUCUCCACAGCCACAACACCCGAUCAACUAAAACUCCAUGUCUCUACCGCAACAACAUUCAUCUCAUCACUUCCUCCCACAACAAUUGCAGCUAUUGUAACAUCCAUACUAGCACUUUUCCUACUCAAAAUCAUAUUUCGUAGCAGAAAUUGGAGAAAUUCACCACCAGGACCAAUCGGAUGGCCGAUAUUAGGCUACUUACCAUACCUUACCGAUCGUCUUCACGAAGAUCUAUUCAAAUUAUCGAAAAUCCACGGCCCAAUUUACAGUCUGAAAAUGGGUCAGAAAGCGGCCAUAGUCGUCUCAUCACCUGAGAUCACAAAAGAAAUUCUUAAACACCAGGAUACGACGUUCUCCAGCCGUACAAUCACUGAAGCUGUACGGUGCGUUACUUAUGAUGCGACGUCUUUGGUGUUUGUGCCAUAUGGCGCUAGAUGGCGUCUUCUUCGCAAAAUUCUCACCACUGAACUUUUCUCUACCCGUGCCCUCGAACUCUUCCAACCUGCUCGUAAACAACAGGUAAACAGAUUGUUGCUUUCACUGUAUUCAGCAUCAAAGACAAAAACCAAAGUGAACUUAGCAGAUUCAACAUUUGUGGUAUCAGCAAAUCUCAUUAGCAAUCUUGUUUGUUCAAAGAAUUUGUUUGAUCCUACAAAGAAAGAAGGAAGAGAAGUAAAACAAAUGGUUUGGGAAAUUCUAGAAGUUGUGGGUGCACCAAAUUUAGCUGAUUUAAUACCAUUCUUGAAACUACUUGAUCCACAGGGACUCAAAAAAAGGGUUUCCAAAGUUGUGCAAAGAUUUGAUGAUUUCUUUGAGAAACUAAUUGAUGAGAGAUUGGAUGAGAGGAAGAGAGGGUUGAAGAUGAAUGAAAAUGGGAGGCUAGAUAUGUUGGAUGUGUUCUUGGAUUAUAAGAGUGACAAAAAAGAUGAUGAAUUGAAAGAAUUCUCCAGGGUUGACAUCAAAGGAAUGCUCUCUGACAUGUUUGUUGCAGGAACAGACACUUCUUCCAGUACUGUGGAAUGGGGUAUGACUGAAAUCCUAAGAAAGCCAGAAGUUUACAAGAAAAUACUCGCAGAGCUAGACGAAGUUGUUGGUAAAGACCGGUUUGUGGAAGAAUCUGAUAUCUCUAAAUUGACUUAUUUCCAAGCUGCCGUGAAAGAAACCUUCAGACUACACCCAGGUGUUCCUCUCUUGAUCCCCCGCCGAACAAAUGAAGCAACUGAUGUAUGCGGUUAUAAUGUGCCAAAACAUGCAAUAGUUUUUGUGAAUGUAUGGGGAAUGGCUAGAGAUGAAAAAGUAUGGCCUGAACCAUAUGAGUUCAAACCAGAACGGUUCCUUGGUUCUGAGCUUGACGUGAAAGGUCAAGAUUUUGAGAUUCUGCCAUUUGGAACUGGUCGAAGAUCUUGCGUUGGUAUGCCAUUAGGUCACCGUAUGGUACAUUACUCUUUAGCAUCGUUGCUUCAUGCUUUUGAAUGGGAUUUUUCAGCUCAUAUCUUGCAAGACAUGACAGAGAAAGUUGGAAUUACUCUUCAAAAAGCUAAGGUCUUAUCUGGGGUACCAAAACCUCGCCUUUCUUUAUCUGUUUACCAGUAGAAGUAUUGUCUGUUAAGCUUUUUUCAUAAUGCACACCGCAGUAAGUGAACUGAGGGGAAUGGGAGGAAAUGCGGGAAGAUAUUCAUGUGGUUUUUGGAAUUUUAUAAUGUCAGACACUUUUCUGUGAAAAUUUAUAUCAAACUUAUGAAUUGUGGCAAAUUUUGGAUUU
This is a messenger RNA of Papaver somniferum (opium poppy), 1831 nucleotides long. RefSeq names its product geraniol 8-hydroxylase-like. The coding region runs from base 49 to 1662 and encodes 537 amino acids. The record is from RefSeq and is a predicted model, not a curated record. Lineage: Eukaryota; Viridiplantae; Streptophyta; Magnoliopsida; Ranunculales; Papaveraceae. Gene Ontology annotation, molecular function: heme binding; iron ion binding; monooxygenase activity. The transcript has 3 exons.